AUGUGGUGUUUCGGAUUCCCAUUUGUGGCUGUCUACGGCGACUAUUACGUUGUGGGCAGUACUCCUUUGCGACACUAUCUCUGGGAAAUCGACAAGAAGCCAGGACACUAUGCAUUGAAACACGGCGGCUUUCACUUUGGCGAAGUCGUGGUCUCCCCAACGAUGUUAAGAGAAACACACCGGAUCGCAGCUUUCAAAUUGACUAUGAAAACUACGACUGUGGGAGAUUCAUCAAUGCUCCCGAUGUGCGAGGUGACACCUCGCAAAACAUUCUCAUGCCCAGUCGCGCAGGAAUUCGCUGACAAACCCAAUGACAUCGAUAAUGUCGAAUGGAACAAACUCAAAGAAAUUCCCUACGCGAAAGCGACCGCUACCGAAUUCAACAAUAGGGAAUAA
Penicillium robsamsonii is the source of this 396-nucleotide messenger RNA. RefSeq lists its product as uncharacterized. The coding region runs from base 1 to 396 and encodes 131 amino acids. Lineage: Eukaryota; Fungi; Ascomycota; Eurotiomycetes; Eurotiales; Aspergillaceae. The transcript is spliced from 2 exons. The record is from RefSeq and is a predicted model, not a curated record.